AUGCAGGAGACGAGUGAGAUCGAAUGCACGGAAUUGUUGGAAGUGUCAUCCGAGAAAAACGGAGCGAAAAUUGUAUUCGCAACGGACGAUUUCUUCGGUGUGGCUGAAAAUCUGCUCAAGGAAGAGGAACCUGUGUGGAAAGAGAACGAGUAUACAAAUUUCGGCAAGUGGAUGGACGGAUGGGAGACCCGGAGGAAACGAAAAACAGGAAACGAUUAUGUGAUUAUCGCGUUAGCAGCCGAGGCGCAGGUAUCGCACGUUUGUAUAGAUACUUGUUUCUUCACUGGCAAUUUUCCACCUAAGUUCUCUAUAAGCGGUGACAAGCUGUCGACAGAUGUGUGGUGUCAAAAUCGGACUUGUAUAUUAGGCGGCGAAGCGUCCGAGGAUGACUAUGAACGCAUUUCUGCUUUUCACUCGGAGAACUGGCCAGUCCUGAUUCCCAAGCAGAGACUAGACGCCGGUUAUCCGGACAUGCGUAAGAAACUCUUCCGGGUAUCUACAAGUAGAACGUUUACUCAUCUGCGGCUUGACAUCUUCCCGGACGGCGGUAUCGCCAGGUUGCGCGUUUACGGCGUGUUGAAACAAGCAAUACGAUCGAUUGGUAAAAUGGACGCGAGUAACGAUGCUUUCGUUACGAGCACGACAUCGUUGGAAUUCGACCUCGUCUCCAGAAUAAAUGACGGCGGCUGUGUGGACUACAGUAAUGCUCACUAUGGACAUCCUAAUAACAUAAUAAAACCCGGGAAGGCGACGAGCAUGGCCGACGGAUGGGAAACCGCGAGGCGUCACGAUAGGUCUCUCAUUGUUGAAGUAACGGCUGCGGACCCGCAGGUAUGCAAAAUCAUGCCUGGGCGCGAAUGGGCAAUAUUUAAAUUAGGACACGCCGGAGACGUUAAGUUCACCAACAUCGUGAUCGACACAGCGUACUUCAAAGGAAAUUCUCCGUACAGCGUGAAAGUGGAGGGAGGCUAUGCCUCCGCAUCGAAUUCAAUUCCGUCACGGUGGAAAGUUAUCAUGCCUUUUCGAAGAAUUAGGCCCAAUUACGAGAACGAGUUUUCCGUCGAGAGAGAGUGGGACCACGUGUCUCAUAUAAAAGUGACAAUUACGCCGGACGGCGGUUUGUCGAGGCUACGAAUUUUCGGCAGACUGCGCAGAUUCCAAUCGGACAUUCUAACCGACAUUUCCGACUGA
Dinoponera quadriceps is the source of this 1191-nucleotide messenger RNA. Its product is annotated as probable allantoicase. Gene Ontology annotation, molecular function: allantoicase activity. Bases 1 to 1191 code for a protein of 396 amino acids. The transcript is spliced from 7 exons. NCBI's taxonomy places the organism in Eukaryota, Metazoa, Arthropoda, Insecta, Hymenoptera, Formicidae. Gene Ontology annotation, biological process: allantoin catabolic process. The record is from RefSeq and is a predicted model, not a curated record.